Cyprinodon variegatus (sheepshead minnow) is the source of this 1506-nucleotide messenger RNA. It is a transcript of the gene srsf5b, whose product is annotated as serine/arginine-rich splicing factor 5-like. Gene Ontology annotation, cellular component: cytoplasm; ribonucleoprotein complex; nucleus. The record is from RefSeq and is a predicted model, not a curated record. The transcript is spliced from 8 exons. Gene Ontology annotation, molecular function: mRNA binding. NCBI's taxonomy places the organism in Eukaryota, Metazoa, Chordata, Actinopteri, Cyprinodontiformes, Cyprinodontidae. The coding region runs from base 151 to 1128 and encodes 325 amino acids.
UUUUUUCCUUUCAAAAGGCUCCGCCCUGCAAGUGCACAGGCACCAUUUUGUUUUAUUCAUCUUUGCAGUCGACGGUUGUAGAGAUAGACUUAAAACAAAAUAAGUAAUAGCUGUGUGAUUCACUAACGUUGAUUAAACGAAACUUUCAGCAUGAGCGGAUGUCGUAUAUUCAUCGGCCGCCUGAGCCCGUCGGCCAGAGAGAAGGAUGUGGAGAGGUUUUUCAAAGGAUACGGCCGCAUUCGGGACAUUGACCUAAAGAGAGGCUUCGGCUUCGUGGAGUUUGACGAUCCCAGAGAUGCUGAAGAUGCUGUUUAUGAACUCGAUGGAAAAGAGCUGUGCAAUGAAAGAGUCACCAUUGAACAUGCUCGUGUGCGCCUGCGGGGUAGCCGUGGACGAGGAGGUGGCGGUGGAGGAGGACGCUUCUCUGACCGCUAUGGAAGAGGUUCCCAGAACAGUCGGAGCCGAAACCCUCCUCCAAUGCGCACCGAGAACCGUCUGAUUGUGGAGAACUUGUCCUCCCGUGUGAGCUGGCAGGACCUGAAAGAUUUCAUGAGACAAGCUGGAGAGGUGACAUUCGCAGACGCACAUCGCCCAAAACUCAAUGAAGGGGUGGUUGAGUUUGCCUCUCACAGUGAUCUGAAAAAUGCUAUGGAAAAACUUUCUGGAAAGGAAAUCAAUGGAAGGAAAAUCAAACUCAUUGAAGCUGCCAAAAAGAGGUCAAGAAGCCGUUCCCGCUCGGACAGCUCUUCCCGCUCUCGCUCCCGUUCCCGCGGUCGCUCCCAGUCCCGUGGCCGCUCACAGUCCCGCGGCCGCUCCCAGUCACGCUCUCCCAGACGUUCCCGAAGCCCCGCCAAGGCCCACCACCAUUCCCGCUCCCGUUCUCGUUCCCGCUCCCGUAGUGGCACGCCUGCACGCGGCGCCUCAUCGCCAAGCCCCAAAUCCAAGGAGCCCAACAAGCGCUCAUCCAAGACUAGCAAAUCUGUAACUCCGUCCUCGCCUCCGCCGGCUCAGAGGGCCUCCAGAUCCCGUUCUCGGUCGAGAUCCCGUUCACGUUCCCGUUCUCGCUCCAGGUCUCCUCGUUCCCGCUCACCUCGCUCCCGCUCACCUUCUACUGACAGUCAACGCUAACUUGGUAAAAAUCCGCAGUAGAAGCAACUAGGAGGGGUUGGUUGAGGCAAACUCCCGUUGCCUCCUUUGAAUACGGAGAGAUGAAUUUUCUUCAAGCAAAUUUAGUUUUUGUUUGGAUUGUUCUUGUGACUGUCCUCAAGUUUUGUCUUUUUGUUUUUACCAACACAUUAACGGUGAUAAAGAAAUUCAUUUGAAUUUUUUUUCUCUUUACAAUUUUUUUUUUUUGUUUUCUUAUCGAUUGGCAGAUUAUUUCCAGAAUGCUUUGUGUUGCCUCAGCUCUAGAAAUCGAUCCAUUCAAGAGUUAUGACUCAGCAGUUUAGUUGAUAAAAUAGUAAAAGGAGCUACCGUAACAUCCAGGUUACAGAUCCUUAAUAAAAA